GCCUCUUUGUACAAAAUGGCUACGUCAAACCCUACACAAGCUAGCUUCCCGAAACCGCAUGCAUGUCGCCAUUGCUCAACCUUCGUCGUUCACCUACCCGACGUCUCCGGCGAAGAUGCAGGGGGCGCCGAGUGCAUAACGCAUCCGACAAAUCCAAGCCAGAAGCGACUCGCAGUUCAGCUGUUUAGCGAAGACUUCUGGACUGAGGAAUGGGCCGAAUAUCGAAACUAUUUCUUCCAAAGGACCUCUGGAAUUUCUUUUUUCGAUGCGACCAAAAAUGACCUGGAGCGAUUUGCCAGCGAUGGAUGCCUCCUCGCUCAACGUUAUGUGGCAUCACUGGGAGAUGAACUUCCUGAGAAGUAUGCCAUUGGAGCUAGAGUGCUGAAGGCUUCUCACUGGAGUGUCGAGCUGGGUCGAGUGGACUUGGAGGAUCUGCGGUGGGAGAUGCUGCUUGCUGAAGAGGAGGAAGAGCCGGAUAAUACUUAUUCUCUCCUGGCGCGAGAAGGUAGUGCCGUCGCUCAGGUUCUUGACAAUCACGAAAUCAACCUGCAGCCCAACGCUGCUCCUGCUUUGCAAGAAGCGAAGCGAUGGCUAGAAGCCUGUUUGCACAAUCAUCAGGAAUGCUCGAGGCCUGACUCUACCUUUACGCCAACCAGACUGGUGCAGAUCUCCCCCGAGUGUCGAUUAUGUGAAAUGGGUACACAGGUUGAGCCCUAUGCUGCAUUGUCAUACUGCUGGGGUGGCGACCAGGUCUUCAAGACGACUAUGCAGAUGCGACCUCGGUACCUAGACACAAUCGAUUCCACGCAAUUGCCUCAGACACUUCAAGACGCCAUAUACGUUGCGCAGCACCUCGGACUGAACUAUAUAUGGAUCGACGCACUCUGCAUUAUACAAGACUCCAUUCCUGACAAGGCUGUAGAAAUAGGUCGCAUGGCUCAGGUGUACGGUAAUGCGACCAUAACUAUAGGUGCCACACGGGCAAGUGCAGUCUGGAACGGCUUUCUGAGCACUCGCUCGCCGCUUGCGGCAGCUACUCCAAACAUGGUUUUCGCCCUCCCGUGCCAACUCAAUGGUCGAUACACGGGUUCCGUCACCUUGCUUCCAUUCACGAGCGAAGGCAUACAACCAUUGGACACAAGGGGUUGGACCUUCCAAGAGCGCGUCUUAUCUCCUCGCAUCAUCGAUUUUGGUACUCUCCGCACCCAGUACACCUGCCAGACACCUUUGAAGCGGGUCCCGAGUGACGGCUGGUCGCACCUCCCUCUGGACCGCGCGUACGGCACCGGCCUCGACGCUCGCCUGAUAGCUAAUCUCCUCGCUGGGCUCCAUCCUCCGGAGGAAAUGCUGCACCAUUGGAUGACCAUUGUAGAAGGCUUUACGUCCCGGGGCCUGGCGUUCGCCACUGACAAGCUGCCCGCAAUAGCUGGGAUGGCAGAACAUUACGGUACUUUGCUAGACGACCAGUACUGCGCCGGCCUCUGGCGACGCGGCAUGCCUGCGAAUUUGCUCUGGACGGCCGGCGACCGCAUCCAACAGAUUUACAAGGACUUCGAGCCACGUCUUUCCGGCGCCGACGUCGCCGCCCCUUCGUGGUCUUGGGCAGCCGUAAGCCGAGUCGUCACGCAUAGAAGCUUGUACACCGCAUUCCAGAACACAAUCAGGUGGAGCAUCGAAAUCGAAGACUGCGCUAUCACACUCGCGGACGCCCGAACACCGUAUGGUGCUGUCUCUGAUGCCUCUCUCAUCCUCCGCGCCUAUGCAAAGAAAGCGAGCUGGAACCAGCGCGAUGCGCGGAUCCUCAUGUCCGCACCGGACACACCAAACGUCGAAGACUUCUUGCACUCGCUUCACGGCACCGGAUCAACGGGCAUACCAUUCGGCCCUGAUGCGCUGGAAAAAGAAUUCCAAGAGGAUCCGAAGUGCGAAAUGGAGGUCUGGGCGUUGUUAUUUGGCACGGAUGAGCCGGACAAAAGGACGGGGCUGAAUUCUUCGUUCUUUGGGCUCGUUCUUAGGAGGGCGAGAGAUGGAGAGGGGUUUCAACGGGUGGGAGACUUCCAUAAGACGGUGGCGUGGGAGGGGUUCGGCGCGUAUAUGGCAUGGUUUGAGCAAGGAGGGAAGCAGCAGUUUGUCGUGAACUAGGUGUUACUCAGCCCCAAAAAUCGCAUAGUAGAAGCAGGCCCGAGGUUAAGCGUCAAUUUGCAC
Molecule: messenger RNA, 2205 nt
Organism: Paraphaeosphaeria sporulosa
Lineage: Eukaryota; Fungi; Ascomycota; Dothideomycetes; Pleosporales; Didymosphaeriaceae
Product: HET-domain-containing protein
Exons: 2
Coding region: 16-2142 (708 amino acids)
Source: RefSeq, a predicted model, not a curated record